Messenger RNA from Biomphalaria glabrata, 2320 nucleotides. Its product is annotated as ubiquitin carboxyl-terminal hydrolase-like. Gene Ontology annotation, biological process: ubiquitin-dependent protein catabolic process; protein deubiquitination. Bases 164 to 844 code for a protein of 226 amino acids. Gene Ontology annotation, cellular component: cytoplasm. NCBI's taxonomy places the organism in Eukaryota, Metazoa, Mollusca, Gastropoda, Planorbidae. Gene Ontology annotation, molecular function: cysteine-type deubiquitinase activity. The transcript has 9 exons. The record is from RefSeq and is a predicted model, not a curated record.
GGUUGUGGGUUUUUUCGACGAUACCGGCGAGUUAGACAACUGAAAAAUACAUUGGACAUUGUGUUGGUAUUGCUCGUGCAUUUAAAGAUUUCGUGACACUUGAAAAGAUCUCGGUCUAGCCUUUUUUUACCAGCUAAAGUAAAAUAUUUUCAUCUGAUAAGAUAUGGAGGCAUGCCAGCGUUGGAUUCCUUUGGAAUCAAAUCCUAAAGUGCUGAACAAGUAUGUCCACAACUUAGGAAUGGACAGCAGCUGGAACUUUGUAGAUGUGUAUGGUUUUGAUGCUGACCUCUUGGCCAUGGUACCCAAACCUGUAGCUGCCAUCAUUCUCUUGUUCCCUGAUACUAAGGAGCUGAUUGGGGAAAUUCAAACUGACUACCCUAAAGACUUGUACUACACUAAACAAACUAUUGAGAAUGCCUGUGGCACAGUGGCUAUUGUUCAUGCCCUAGCCAACAAUAAAAAUGAGAUUAAUUUUGAUGAAAAUAAACACUUUAAAACAUUUCUGGAAAUGACUAAUGGUUUAAGUCCAGAGGAAAGAGCCAAGUUUUUGGAACAAGAUAACAAAAUGGGAGCUGCCCAUGAUGAUUGUGCACAAGAAGGGGACACUCAGGCACCUUCAGUGGAUGAACGAGUGAAGUCUCACUUUGUGACUUUUGUGCAGUUUAAUGGCACACUUUAUGAACUGGAUGGUAGAAAAGAUGCACCAGUAGUUCAUGGGACCACCACUCCGGAUACAUUUCUUGAGGACAGUGCCGAAGUAAUCAAGAAGUUCAUCUCCCGUGAUCCAGAGAAUGUGAACUUUAAUGUCAUGGCCCUAGUGAAAGGUGGGGAAGAACAAGACUGAACAACUAAGAUAGUUGUUCAAAACACAGUUUAUAUUUGGUGUUGCUUCAUUGGCUUGUUUCAUAGUUAUUUUUUUACACAAUGAAAACAGUUGAUACUUUUGAACCAUAAGUUCAAGUUCCGCAGUUUGAAUUCAGCGGAAUCCAGAACUGGGCCCAUUUGUUCCUGACUGCUGUUUUACAUUUUACAGAACUGGCCAGCAUCAAAGGAUGUCUCAAUGCUCAAAAAAUAAUUUAUGGAAAACCUUUUGAAAAUAAUAAAAUAUAUCAUUCAAAAAUUAUUUCAGUUGAUCUUCACUUAGAUACUGGUACCGUGUAUUCAAUAUGUUGUGAUUGUAUUGAACUGAUCCAAAAAUGUCUUCAAUACAUCAGCAGACAAACUCUAAAAAGGUUAUGUAGAUUUGUCUAUACAAAAUUAUUUUUUCCUAGCAUGAGAUAGAUUGUAACAAGUUAAAGCUUUACAUCUACAUGCAGUGUACCAACUAAAUGUGUACAACUUUUGUUGUCAAUGUCUGCAUUGAAUUAACAUUGAACUGUUAACACUGUGAUCACUUUUUCUAAUGAAAAUUAGAAUUGAUUAAAAUCUCCCUCCAAUGUUUCUCAAAUGGUAACACUACAAUAUACUUUUGGUAGGAGACUAAUAGUGUUAUUGCUCCACUGUUGGCUUUAAAUUUGUUUCAUUUUUUGUUUUUAUUUCACAAAGACUGUGCAAUCUGAGCUCAUAGCUUGUAUUUUAUUUUGCUGUUUUUAGUAAUUCUCAUAAUCUGAGUUAACGGUUGGUUAGUAAAGUGAUUUUUUUUUUCAUUUCGUUUUUUGAAAAUAAUUUUUCUUUUCAACUUUUCAUGUUGCAUUUAGAUAUUUUUGGGAAUAGCUUGCAUGUUUUAAUGAUUUGAAAUUUAAAUCUUUCAAAGUUUCAACAACAAUUAAUAUCUUGCUUCACUUUGUAUAAAGAUUUUUUUUUUUUCUAUUGGUAUAAUUUGACCAACCAAUAGUUGUGAUCAUUGUCCUGUAUUUUUUUUUUUGUUAGCAUCUAUUUAUUGGGUAUUUUACACUGGUUAAUUGUAGGUUAAUUAAAACAUUGCUUAGUUGUUGGGCUAUUUAGUAGUAUAGAUAUAGAUAACUGUCUAGUUAUUAAUGUUUAGUUUAAUUCCACGACUUUUUUUCAAGUACCUCUAUAAUUUGAUACCUCCCCCCCCCCCCUUCCCCCCAAAAAAAUAUUUGUUUUUGUAUUUUAAUUACACAAAUUAUAUAUUUUUAUACCUAUUUCAUUAAGCCACUCUGGCAAUACUUUAGAGACUUAAUAUUUUGUCCUUUGCUGACAUUCCAUGUUGACAUUUCCACUGAAGACUGGCCACUCCCUUAAAUGCAUCUUUCAAUGUGAAGCACAAGUAUUGGUAUAUUUCUCUCAGCUCAGCUACUUUGAUAUUGUCACAAUUGUGCCAUUCUGUUGCUAGAUAUCAAUAAAAUGUUUCAAUUCA